This is a messenger RNA of Symbiodinium pilosum, 1287 nucleotides long. NCBI's taxonomy places the organism in Eukaryota, Dinophyceae, Suessiales, Symbiodiniaceae. The record is from the annotation of a GenBank genome assembly.
AUGCUGAGGGGGAAGAUGGCUGCAGGUUUAGAAGCAGCAGGGAGCAUGGAUGACGAGGAGGUCCUGAAUCUGGAUGCUCGCGUUGCCAAGAACAGCAUCAUCUUCCAAAUGCUCCUCUUUAGCUUCGGAGUUCUACCAGGCAGCGUGGUUUUCGACGUGGUGCGCUUUGUGUUCACCGGAUCCGCUUCAGAGUUGUCGGUCGAGAUGGCUCUUACUAUCCUGCGAUAUGGUGGCCGGAAGUUGCGGUCAGAAUGCCCGGAGGACUUCCGAGAAGUCUUGAAGUUUGUCACGGCGGAGGCGAACACUGCCAGGGAGACCUCUGCUGAUGGUUCAGAGAUCAAGUCGCGCUUGGAUUACUUACUCCGAGAACUGGCCGAUCUCAAGAACAACAAGGUCUCCUUCUCUGUCAUGGACCGAUUCAAGCAAACGCACGGAUGGUUAUCAACAGCAGGAGUCCUGGGAGGCAAGAAGGUCGAGAACCAUUCUCUGUCAGUUCCUUUCCGUUUGCUGCAAGAGGAGGCCCCACCAAAUUGGCCACUGCAAGGAGGGUCAGCAACCAUCUUGGCCAAAUCCACGCGGACCAAGGCCUCCGACCCCUUGAGGGAAGCGGCAAUCACGCAACGUUUGACGUCCGAGCUGCGCCAGAAUCUCUUUGUUGCUCUGAUGGGAGCCGAGGACUUUCAGGAUGCAGCUGAGCGUCUGUCUCUGGCAGCCUCUGCAGCAAAGUCUGGCUGUGCUGAGUGCUGCAUCGUUCUCUUUCACUGCGCUGUUCGGGAGAAGGCGCCUAAUGCAUUCUACGGCCACGUUGCAAAUGCCCUGUGCAGCCUUCCGGCACCUGCUGGAAAGCGGUUUUCUCAUGGUAUGAAGAGAGCAGCGGUCCAGCACGUUCAGCAAGCACACACCUACGGAGUGCGUUCCGCAGUGUGCUUGGCAGAGUUAUGCGCAGCACUGAUGGCUUCUAGCAGCGUCAUGCUUCCAGUCGCAAUUAUUCGCUUCAUGCGGUUCGGUGGAGAGGAAGGCGGGAGUGGGAGCCAGGGCCUGCGGGGUGUUCUUGGGCUUCUGCUACGUCACAUGGUGGAGUCACUGCUCCAACAGGUGCCGGCAUCCCAGGUGUCGCAACUCUUCGCGGCGAUCCGAAAGUAUGAGGAUGUUCGGGAAGGGAUGCUGCUGAUUUUGGAUGGGCAUGUGCGUCCCAGGCUACCUCCGGAGGCACGGAAUCCAAUUGUUUGGGAAAAGUUCCGAGCAGCGCGAAAGGAGGUUGUUUCCCGAUCAUCCAUGGACCAGUGA